This is a messenger RNA of Talaromyces rugulosus, 2022 nucleotides long. RefSeq lists its product as uncharacterized. Gene Ontology annotation, molecular function: DNA-binding transcription factor activity, RNA polymerase II-specific; sequence-specific DNA binding; zinc ion binding. The transcript has 6 exons. NCBI's taxonomy places the organism in Eukaryota, Fungi, Ascomycota, Eurotiomycetes, Eurotiales, Trichocomaceae. The annotation marks the transcript as partial. The record is from RefSeq and is a predicted model, not a curated record. Gene Ontology annotation, biological process: positive regulation of transcription by RNA polymerase II; DNA-templated transcription.
AUGUCAGGCCCAGCUGCGCGUGCAGAGAGCUCCUGUCGAAGGUGCCAUCACAGGAAGAAACGUUGCGAUAAGACACUUCCGCAAUGCAAGGCGUGCCACCAUGCCCACCAACGCUGCAGUUAUUUGGACGACGAGAAGGAGACCGCAACAUUUUCAAUUGCAUACGUGCGGGGAUUAGAAACCCAUGUGAAAGAGCUAGAGCAACAACUAGCGAUGUUUUUGAGCACGCAGACCACCGAAAGCGAAUUGACCUAUAACGUAGGCAAUGAUAUCGGCGCUUCUGUUGGGCUGGAUUAUCCUUCUCACCCUUCAGCCACUUCCCCUGUGCAAUCCUCGAUCGCCAAUGUCCAGCCUAUAGCACAGCAGCAACAGCGCAUGACCAAUGUUUCUAGCAGCCAGCACACUACUACGACUACACACAGAGCGGAGUCAUUGACCGAAGAAUUGAAGCUUCUCUCCCUCGAGGCUACUGCGGAUCGACACGUUGGACCGUCGUCGGGAAUUUCGUUCGCCAAACUCACCCAGGCAGUUCUCCGACGACUAUCUCCAGAUCAACAAGAGUUCAUCUUUGAAGAUAGCAUUGACGAUGAACAAGAUGAAGAGGAACAGGAAGUUGGAACAGAGCCCCAAAAUGGGAUGGGGCAAGAGGGUUAUAUGACUGAUAUUGAAAUUGAACCCGGUGCCAUGUUUACUGCGGCAUCUGCAGAGAUCAAUAUGCAUCUGGUGGCAUCACCACCCUUGCCACUCUAUUAUUCUCAGGAAGAAGAGCCAUACAGUUUUCAGGAUUCACUCUCGUUCCUAGAGCCGUCACAUAUCAACCACCUGCUCGAGUUUUAUUUUGCACAUUCUCAUACUCUUUACCCGAUUGUACGACAACAGGAAUUUACUCAUGUAAUAUGGAGAUUAUAUGCCAAUCCAUCCGAUCCGCUUGGCCGCUCUGCUUUAUGGCAGUUUAGGAUCUGGAUGGUUCUUGCUAUUGGUUCCACAGCAUAUUCGUCGGUUUCUUUGCUAGACGAGACUGAGUCUGUGCAGCAUUUUAAUAAGGCCAUGGUGCACUUUGAGACUGCGAUGGGGUGUGGGGAUUUGGCUGCGUUAGAAGUACUCAUGUUGCAAGUGUCGUAUUCCUUUUUCAAUAAAUUAGGUCCGAAUACGUGGAUUUUGAUUGGCAUGGCUGCCCGCAUGGCAACCGGUAUGGGACUUCAUGCCGCUGACCAGUAUAAAAACUUGACUGUCGAUGUUGCGGAGCAUCAAAAAAGGCUCUUCUUUUCUCUCUAUAUGAUGGAUCGUGUGGUCUCUUUAACUUUAGGCCGCCCAUUCGCUAUACAGGAUGAUGACAUUACAGUAGAGCCCUUUGCCGAUACAGAUGACGAAAACAUUCGGCCAGAAGGGAUUACACCGUCUACAAAACUGGAGCCAUCGACGAUGGCUAUCCCGUUACAUAUCUUGGCUCUACGCAACAUCGCAAGUGAAAUUGGGAGCCGAGUGCACUCCAUCAAAAACAGCAAUGCGGCAAAUCAGCAGGCCAAAGAACAAACCCUACAGAGCCUUCAUAAACGAUUGAUCGAAUGGCGCCGCACAAUGCCGUUCCCACUCCCUGGCGGCCAAUCGAAGGUACCUCAUCUGUGUACCAACUGGUUUGACUUCAACUAUUAUACCCAUGUAAUCAUGCUCUACCGCCCCUCGCCACUGUGUCAAACAUUAGACCUUUCGCAACUCCGGGUUCUGGCUGAUGCUUCCAGCAUGGCCAUUCACCAGGCUAUUACUAUGCACAAACAACAGCGAUUUUCGUACAACUGGCUUAACCUUGCGGUUCUCUUCAACGCGACUCUGUCAUUGAUGUAUUCCACAACUGCGCAGCCGAACAAUCUGUCACAGGUACUGGAGUCUAACAAGGCUAUCGAAGAUUUGGAAUUGAGUAUCGAGUUAUUGCAGGCGUUUAGCAGAAAGUUUGCUUCUGCGAAACGAAUACAAGGCAUGAUCCAAGUCGUUUUGGGCAAGUUGAAGAUGCAAGUUGCUCAUUCA